UGGCGCGUGUGAGUGAGCGCGAGACCCACAACAUACGCGCUCGCACUCAGCUGAACAGUACUCGCGCGAGCGAACGCUCACACAAAAAUAUGUUUCAAUUACAGUGGAAUACAUUUCUUUAGGCGUUACUGCUCAAUUAAGAGCUGUUCCUUCAAAAACACACAGCCUUCCCAGACCUGCGUGGUUCACGAGGGAGGGACACUGCAAGACGCAUUUGACUUACUGUCGUUUGACACAAUCAUCAUCAAUGAGGACAUUAGGAAUGGCUGUGUUGAAGCAACAAAGAGUGGAGGAUUUCUAUGAUAUUGGAGAAGACCUUGGAAGUGGACAAUUCGCUAUCGUGAAACGCUGUAAGGAGAAAAGCACAGGUGUGGAGUACGCUGCAAAGUUCAUAAAGAAGCGGCUGAAUCGGGUGAGCCGGAGGGGCGUACGGCGAGAGGAGAUCGAGAGGGAGGUGGACAUCCUUCAGGAACUGCAACACCCCAACAUCAUCUCAUUACAUGACGUUUACGAGAACCGCACUGACGUAGUGCUCAUCCUUGAGCUAGUAUCUGGAGGCGAACUUUUUGAUUUCUUGGCCCAAAAGGAGUCAUUGAGUGAAGAAGAGGCUACAGAUUUCAUCAAACAGAUCCUUGACGGAGUUCAAUACCUCCACUCCAAGAAAAUUGCACAUUUUGACCUUAAGCCUGAAAAUAUCAUGCUGCUGGACAACAACGUCCAAACACCCCGAAUCAAGCUUAUCGACUUCGGUUUGGCGCAUAGAAUCAAGGACGGAGUUGAAUUCAAGGACAUUUUUGGGACUCCAGAAUUUGUUGCUCCAGAGAUCGUCAAUUAUGAGCCGCUGGGAUUAGAGGCAGACAUGUGGAGCAUCGGAGUCAUCACAUAUAUCCUAUUAAGUGGGGCAUCGCCGUUCCUUGGCGACUCAAAGCAGGAAACCCUCGCGAACAUUUCAGCCGUCAACUAUGAAUUUGACGAGGACUUUUUCGGAAGCACCAGUGAGCUGGCCAAAAGUUUCAUCAAACAACUGCUUGUCAAAGAUACGAGAAAGAGACUUAAGAUAAAUGAUGCGCUCAAUCACCCAUGGAUAAAGCCUCUUAAUCCCAGACAAGUUUUUGUGCGGCGACAAUCUGUGGUCAACAUUGAGAACUUCAGGAAACAAUAUGCCAGGAGAAGGUGGCAGUUUACGUUCAGAAUCGUGGCCCUCUGCAACCACUUGACACGCUUGAUGAAGAAAGGCAAUCCCAAACCACAGGAAAAUCCCAAGAUAGGCUAUGUUGGCUCCAAUGGGGCCAUGUUUGAAAGAGAUUGUGAGAGCGAUCAAGAGGAAGAGGUUAUGCAUAGGAGACCCAUGACCAGAAAGAGGAGCGGCACCUCCUGAAACCUCCCACUUCUUCACACGGCUACACAAGCAUCACACCUGCAGUGCACGCUGGUUUCAAGUGUGCCUAUGUCCAAUGCACACAUUUUAAAUUGUUUUGAGAAAGGGCAUCAGGGUGUCAGUAAUCUGUGUGUGGCUUUAUAGAGAGUCUAAUUAUUACUCAUUAGUCUGUAAACGUGCAAUUGUGACAAAUAAAUACUUGUAUUCAUGUACAUAAUGGAAUGAGGAAGCGUUUAGUGGCUACGUUAGAAGAUUGUAUGUAAAAUGUACCUCUACAAUGUGUCAUUUUUUCUUGGAUCUUCACAAUCUACAGUCAUUGGCUGUCGUCUUAAUGUGUGCCAUAACACACGUGUGCAUUCCUUUUUAUAAAUGUAAUCAAAAGUCCUAAGACUGUACAGAUGCCAGAAGGUUCACAAAAUAUAUAGCCAACUUUAUUUUUUAUUGUGUAUUAUACUGUGUAUGAUAUUAGCUGUUUUAUGAAUCAUUUUGUUUUGUAGAUUGACUUAAAGUUUGCUUCUGGCAAAGUGCAAAUAGUGUUUAUUUACUGAUCCUGAAUGUAGGUCAAUUAUCAAAGUCGUCUUAGAGUUUAGAGGAUGAUCACAAAAUUCAUCUGGUGUUAUUGAAUUUCGGGAUAAAGGGAUUAUGCUUCUGUAACCUGUUGAACUCAACAGUUUUGAACUCCUGUACAAUAUUCUUCAUUUAUUUCAGCAUUAGAAAGUUUAUGGAAUUGGAGAAAUCUCUCUGAAUGUUCUUAUUUAAUCAUUUACAAUUUUGCUUUUAUUUUUAACAGUAUAAAAACUUUAGUAUGAUAAUAAUUGUAUUACAUAUUGUAGAGCCAUGCACACCUGUUAUUUGAAUUGUGUGAGUGUUCCUUUGAACUGAUAUCUCUCAUUGGUCAAUACGCAGCACUUUGUGUACCACCGAAGUGACCAUCAGGAAGAUAAGAUGUAUCCUAUUGUUUUUAGGAAUGUGCUCUGUACAAAAGGGGUUGUAAUGUUUUCACAAAUUGUACAAUUCAUAUUUGAACAAUGUAUUUAAAUGUUUUGUUUACUUGUAUGCAGGAUUAUGUUGAAUGCACGCAUUAAUCUCCACCUGCAUUACAUCACUUCCUGUGCAUCAAUCAUCUUUUCCACAUGACUGAAUGAGCGAUGACUACAGUAUUGUUUACAAGUAUAAAGUUUAUAAUUGUAAAUCUGCUAAGAAAUGUCAAGUAUUUGUAAAAGUGCUUUAAGAAAAAUAUCUGUCAUGUCUGGAUAUGUGGACACUGUACGAGAUAUAAAAAUAAAAUGCCCCCUUUUGUACAAAAAGUAAUAAAUACUUAUUAUAUUUA
Molecule: messenger RNA, 2708 nt
Organism: Paramisgurnus dabryanus
Lineage: Eukaryota; Metazoa; Chordata; Actinopteri; Cypriniformes; Cobitidae
Gene: dapk2b
Product: death-associated protein kinase 2b
Biological process (GO): protein phosphorylation; positive regulation of apoptotic process; intracellular signal transduction
Cellular component (GO): nucleus; cytoplasm
Molecular function (GO): ATP binding; protein serine/threonine kinase activity
Source: RefSeq, a predicted model, not a curated record